This is a messenger RNA of Dinoponera quadriceps, 9768 nucleotides long. Its product is annotated as fibrillin-1-like. The transcript is spliced from 20 exons. The coding region runs from base 557 to 7717 and encodes 2386 amino acids. The record is from RefSeq and is a predicted model, not a curated record. NCBI's taxonomy places the organism in Eukaryota, Metazoa, Arthropoda, Insecta, Hymenoptera, Formicidae. Gene Ontology annotation, molecular function: calcium ion binding.
UAGCGGCUUGCGCGAAAAUUGCUUUCGUGACAGCGACGUGAAUAAAAGGAAAAUAAGAGCAAUAAAUUAAUAAUAUUUCGGUUAAGAUAAGCAACUUGAUAUUUAUUUUUCGAUUGGAAAUAGUAUUUUUCGAGUUCGUUCUUUCUAAUUGUAUUUCCCGCGCGUUUAGAAUGGAAAUAUCUGCGGGUAAAGGAGGUAAGAAGAAAAAGCAUGGAGUGGUAAAGUAGAAUAGUCAGUGUGACGGAGGAAGUUGUCUUUAUAACUACCCGGUGGCGCCACUAGGCUUUUGAUACACGUUCCUAUAUGUUCUAUGCAAAGAGCACAGACAUCAUUACAGCGCAGGCGUCGCACGCAACGCCGGCCCGUCAUUACGAAGCUUGAUCGAAUUUAAGAAGCCGACAGGGAAGGCAAAAAUCGUCCGGAGAACGCGACGAGGGGCGAAGGCGAUAAAUCGAAUUGAUCGAGCGCGAAACGGCGGGAAAAUCGAACGAUCGUCCGAAGCGGGUCCGAGGUGCGGGGCAGUGGUGCGCGAGACAACGCAGAUCCAUCAGCGAAAAUGAGGAGCUUGGCGGCUUGUUUGCUGCUGCUGUCGGCGAUACGGGGGAUCCUCGGCGACUGUCUUCCGCCGGAACCGCCGAAAUACGGCAGAGUGAUGACGAAGUAUUAUCCGGAUGGGGUUCUGCAUGCGAUGUUCUGGUGCGACGAAGGCCGAAGAGUCAAGGGUCGCAAGGUGAUUGCGUGCAUCAACGACGGUUGGAGCCAUCCCAGCCCGGUCUGCGAACCUAUCGAAGAAUGGCGCUCUUUUCGCAAUGACAUCUUCGUCGGCGACGAGCCGGCACGGGAGGACGAGCCCCAGGAAGUCGGCUUGGUGCAAACUGCGAAGGAUCGCUCGCAGAAUGAAUCGCGAACGGAGGAACACGGGGGGAGCGAUCUGAAGAAACGCAGAAGGGCGAGGCAGCGCAGGAAGGACGGGGUGAAAAGGAGGAGGAAGACGAGCCAAGAGGAGUCCCUGUCGAGAUUAAAUGAGACGGUGGUGUCUCAAUUAGACACCAGCUGCGCCAGGAGGAUCCCCAAGAAGAGAUCCGCCAAGGCACCGACGAUCGAACACGCUCAUAAGCCGAGAUACGCUAGGAGGAGGAACGUACUGCCGCCGUAUAAUCGGUACCUCGUCGCGGUUUACAAGUGCGCGGAUAAUUAUGUUUUCGUGGACUCGACGACCGACAGACUUUUUUGCAGCAACCGCACCUGGCUUGGCCGCCGACCGAAGUGCGUGAGGGAGAGCCAGCCGGCGAUCGAUAAAGCGAAACGUUGCGAUCAAGAUAGAGGUGAGUGCGAGCACGUGUGCGAAGACACGCCGACCGGUAUAAAGUGCUCCUGCUUCGAUGGAUUUCGAGCUGAGGGAUCGUCCUGUAUAGACGUCGACGAGUGUGCCGAAGGCACAGCAGGAUGCGCCGACAUCUGCCGCAACGAACUCGGCUCGUAUUCCUGCGAGUGUCAUCAUGGUUUUCAGCUCGGGGCCGACGGUCGCACUUGCCAAGAUGUCAACGAGUGCCUCUCGAACAAUGGACACGGCCCUUGCCAAGGCACUUGUCGCAAUCUCGAAGGUGGCUAUGAGUGCAGUUGCGCGGACAUUCCCGGGUACAAAUUAGCCGCCGACAAUCACGCCUGCGAGGACAUCGACGAGUGCGCGCUGAACAACGCAAACUGUUCCCAUUUGUGCCUGAAUACGCCUGGAAGCGCCUUUUGCCUCUGCCCGGACGGCUUUUAUCUCACGGACAAUUGGAAGACUUGUCACGAUAUUAACGAAUGCGAGAUCACACCACGGAUUUGCCCCGAGGACAUGGAUUGUGAAAAUACCGUAGGAUCUUACAAAUGCGUCAACAAGUCGCAUCCGCAUAAAGUGACGAAGGUCCUGCGAGAGGAGGAUUACGACGGUGAGAGUGAAAACGACGACGACGACGACGAGGACGACGAUGAUGACGAUUACGGUGAAGAGAUUACCGAAAAUCCGGAGAGUGCAAAGUGCGAGGACGGCUUCAGGAGGAGCGAAAAUUUGGAGUGUGUUGAUAUAAACGAGUGCGUCGAGGUGCACGACUGCCAGCACGAGUGCGUGAACGAGCCGGGCAGCUACCGUUGCGUGUGCCGCAGCGGCUACGAGCUCGACGAGGACGGCGUGGGGUGCCGGGACGUGGACGAGUGCGAGAAGGCGUCCCGGCCGUGUUCCCACGUCUGUCGCAACACCGUGGGCGCGUACGCGUGCGAGUGUCCGGCGGGCCUCGUCCUGGCGAGGGAUAAUGCGACUUGCACGGAGUCCCCGAGGAGGAGCUGCGCCUCCUCGCCGAGUCCUUGCUCGCACCGGUGCGAGGACACGGAGGACGGGGGGCCGCGAUGCGCCUGUCCGCAGGGAUACGAGCUGUCGGACGACCGAGCGACUUGCAAGGACAUCGACGAGUGCGCCCGACAGCCCUGCUCGCACUCCUGCGUCAACCUGGACGGCGACUUCGUCUGCACGUGUCCGGCCGGCCUCGAGCUCACCGAGGAAUCUAAGUUCGACUGCGCCGACGUGGACGAGUGCGACCGGGGCAUCAGCGGUUGCCAACAGGGCUGCAGGAACCUGCACGGCGGUUACAAGUGCACCUGCUUCGCCGGGUUCGACUUGGACGCCGACAACAGGUCCUGCGUCGCGCUGGAAGACCCGUGCUCGCGAGACGUUUGCUCGCACGGCUGCGAGAAUCACGACGGAGAGUACAGGUGCACCUGUCCGGCGGGACGUCGUCUCGAGCAGGACGAGCGCACGUGUGUCGACGUGGACGAGUGCGCGGGGGACUCGCACGGAUGCUCGCACGAGUGCGUGAACGCGGAAGGCUCUUACAGCUGCGAGUGCCCGGCGGGACACGAGGUAGGCGAGGACGGCAGGACCUGCGAGGAAGUGGACGAGUGCGAGCGCGGCACGCAUCGGUGCUCCCACGACUGCGUGAAUCUGCCGGGGUCUUACGAGUGCGGCUGUCCCGACGGCAUGUCCUUGGACGACUCGGGGAGGAGCUGCGUCCUUUCCGACAGGUGUGAACUUGCGAAUUGCAGCCACAGCUGCGAACUGGAUCAGGACACGUCGCACAGAUGCGUCUGUCGGGACGGGUACGUUCUGCAGGAGGACGGCAGGACCUGCCAGGACCUCGACGAGUGCCUCGAGAACGAGCACGCUUGUUCGCACGAAUGCGUCAACGUUCCCGGGAGUUUCGAGUGCGCUUGUCCGCAGGACAUGAGUCUCCUGGAGGACGGCUCGACCUGCGAGAAAAUAUGUCCUCAUGGGCUGCACUUGGGCGACGGUGGUCAGUGUCAGGACAUCGACGAGUGUCACGAGGAUACUCACGAGUGCUCGCAUCGGUGCGUCAACGUUUACGCGACUUACCGUUGCGAGUGUCCUGCCGGUUGGCUCCUGGAGAGCGACGGUCUGACCUGCGCGAGAAUCGAUCCCUGCGUCAACUCGUCCUGCUCGCACUUGUGCUCCCCGACGGGGGCCUCGAGUUACAGAUGCGAGUGUCCUUCGGGUUACUUCCUGGACGAAGAUGGUAGCAUUUGCAGGGACAAGGACGAAUGCGAGGACGACGAGACGAACGAUUGCAGCCACGAGUGCGGGAACCUCGAAGGAUCCUACUCGUGCUCCUGCCCGACGGGAUUCGAGCUGGGGCGGGAUAAUCGCACGUGCGUCGUCGUCCGAACGGAGUGUCCAGGAGUCUCCUCGCGGGGAGACGGCAACUGCACUUGUCCCGAGGGACACGUCUACUCGCAGGACGAAGACGCCUGCAGAGACGUCGACGAGUGCCAGGAAACGCACAACUGCUCUCACGGUUGCGUCAACACCGACGGCUCUUACCACUGCCGAUGUCCCGCCGGCUGGCGUCUGCUGGGAGACGGCAGGACCUGCGAAUCGCCGAGCGAUCCUUGCGCCAAGGAUCACGGUUGCUCGCACACGUGCGAGCAGGACGACGGCCGGGUUCGCUGCGGCUGUCCGGAGGGAUACCAGUUGCAGGACGACGAGAAGACCUGCCGGGACGUGGACGAGUGCCUCGAAGGAUCUCACGCGUGCAGUCACGCGUGCGCGAACACCGAAGGCGCUUAUCACUGCGAGUGUCCCGUGGGCUACAGACUGGGCGACGAUCGCAGGACUUGCGAGGACGACUGCCCGAACGGCACUCUCAGCUGCACGUGUCCGUCGGACGACGGCAGGACUUGCGUCCGGCGGAACCUGUGUCUCGUCGAGAACGGCGGAUGCUCGGACGGCUGCGUCUUCACCGGCGACUCGGUGGUCUGCGAGUGUCCCCACGGGUCCGAGCUGUCGGCGGACGGUGCGACCUGCGAGAAGAUCGAUCCCUGCGGCCAGGACCACGGCUGCUCGCACGAGUGCGUCGGCAAGGCCGAUGGCGCGCCUCACUGUCGGUGUCCCGUGGGAUACGCUCUCUCGAGCGAGGACAACAAGACCUGCGAGGACGUCAACGAGUGUAUCCGUGACAACGGCGGGUGUUCCCACCUCUGCGCGAACACGGAAGGCGGCGUGGAGUGCGCGUGUCCCGACAACUACAAGCUGCUGACGGACGACAACAGGACGUGCGUCGAGAUAAACGCCUGCUCCAUCGACAACGGCGGGUGUUCGCACUUCUGCCAUCACGAGGAGGACGGCCGAGCGUCCUGCUCCUGCCCGGCCGGCAUGAUCCUGGACCCGGGGAAUGGGACGGUGUGCGUCGACGAGAACAGGUGUCUGCGGGACAACGGCGGCUGCUCGCACCUGUGCUACCACGAGGACGGGAACGUGACCUGCGCCUGCCCGCCCGGCAUGAUCCUGGAGCCGCAGGAGCGGAGUCUCUGCGUGCACCGCCGGUGCGAGAUCGCGAACGGCGGCUGCUCCCAUUCGUGCCACGACGAGAACGGCAACGUGACGUGCUCGUGCCCGCCGGGGAUGUCCCUCGUGGAGGACGGCGCUCUCUGCGUCCUCCGCGAGAACGGCUGUCUCGUCCGGAACGGCGGGUGCUCCGACAUCUGCGUCUUCACCGGGGACUCGGUUUACUGCGACUGCCCGUCCGGCUAUCGGCUGUCGCCGCGCGACAACGCUACCUGCGUCGACGUGGACGAGUGCCUGGAACUGUCGGACAACUGCACCCACCGGUGCCUCAACACCGCCGGGGGCUUCGAGUGCGGCUGCGACGACGGUUACCGGGGAAAUCCGCGGGAGCCGACUCUCUGCGACGACGUCGACGAGUGCGAGACCGGGCUCGCCGGGUGCUCGCACACCUGCUCGAAUCUGCCGGGCUCCUUCCGGUGCCACUGCCCGCUGGGAUACGCGCUCAAGCGCGACGAUAACAAGACCUGCGUCCUGGUGGACGGCUGCAAGCGCGACAACGGCAACUGUUCCCAUCACUGUCAUCAGGAGGAGGACACGAAGGAUGGAGAUCCGGUCACACGUUGCUCCUGCCCUCUCGGCUUCCGGCUGAAGCCGGACCGCAGGACCUGCGAGGACGUCGACGAGUGCGAGGAAUUCCAGAACGACGUCGACGCCGGCUGCUCGCACACGUGCGUCAACACGGAGGGCGGUUACCACUGCGAGUGCCCGGCGGGCUACAUCCUCAUGCCGGAGGACAGGAAGAACUGCGUCGACGUGGACGAGUGUCUGACCAGCCGUCACAAUUGCAGCCACGACUGCGUGAACCUGCUCGGCAGCUACGUUUGCGCCUGUUACCAGGGUCACUACCUGCACACCGACAAGUCCACCUGCCUGGACAUCGACGAGUGCAAGGAGAGGAACGGCGGCUGCUCCCACGUCUGCACCAACACCAUCGGCGGUCACUUCUGCUCCUGUCCGGCCGGCCACGAGCUGUCGCAGGACGAGACGACCUGCGUCGACACGGACGAGUGCAAGAGCGGCGCGGCCGAAUGCGCGCCCACCUUCCAGUGCGUCAACACCCCGGGCUCGUGGGAGUGCGUGUGCCCGGAAGGACGAGUCCCGUCGAACGACUCGGGCAGCUGCGUCGAGUCGGACCGGUGUCGAGUGAACAAUGGCGGAUGCUCGCACGCCUGCUUCCACGUCGCGGCUGGCGUUCGGCGAUGCGGCUGUCCCAUCGGCCUGCGACUCGAUGCCGACGGCGAGGUGUGCGAGGACGUCGACGAGUGCGCGACCGAGAACGGCGGCUGCUCCGACGUGUGCAUGAACUUCGAGGGCGGCUUCGAGUGCCGGUGCCCCGACGGAUACCGCCUCGGGAACGACUCGAGGAACUGCCUCGACGUCGACGAGUGCGCGUCCGCGAACGGCGGCUGUACGGACGGCUGCGUCAAUCUCAAGGGCGAUUAUCGUUGCGAGUGUUCGCCCGGUUACCGGCUGGCGUCGGAUCGCCGGGGCUGCGACGACGUCGAUGAGUGCGGGACCGGCAACGGCGGCUGCAGCCACACGUGCGUCAACACCGUCGGCUCCUUCCGCUGCGAGUGCCCGGCCGGCUACGAGUCAAACGGCUCGCACUGCUGGCUUCCCGAUCCCUGCCGUCGUCGCAACGGCGGCUGCGAGCAGAUCUGCGACGCCACGGCGAGCGGCAUCGAGGUGGUGUGCUCGUGCAAGCCCGGCUUCCGGAAGGACGAGGUCGACGGGUCCGCGUGUCGCGACAUAGACGAGUGCGAGGAACGGCGGCACGGCUGCGAUCACAUCUGCGUCAACAGUCCGGGCUCGUACGAGUGCAGGUGCAGGGACGGGUUUCGCAUGGUGAACUCCACCUGUGUCGACAUGCCACGACCGUUCGUGAGCUGCCCCCAGGAUAUGGACGUCGAGCUACCGGCCAGGCAAAAUACGAUACGUGUAACGUUCCCGCAACCCAAGUCCAACAUGAACUGGUGGAGAUACGUACACGCCUCGCCCCCUUGGGCGAAGCAAUUGCAGGCGGAUCUCGCGGCGGGCACGACGGUCGUUACCUUCACGGCUUGGUCGCCGGUCUCUAAUUACACCAGUACCUGUAGAAUCGUGAUAAGAGUUCGAGACACCGAGAAUCCCAAAGUCACCAUGUGCCCCACGUCGUUCGAAGUGAGACUCAGCCCGGGCGAGAGGAGUCGUUUGAUUUUCUGGCAGGAGCCAACGUUCACCGACAACGUCGGCGUGGAGCAUGUUUACAAAACGAGGGGCCCCGGACAUGAGAUGUAUCCCGGCGUUCACAGUGUGCGCUACGUCGCCUCGGACGCAGCCGGAAAUCGAGCCGAAUGCCAUUUCUCGAUACACGUGAGAGAAUCCGAGGAUGGCCACGAUUCCGAGCCGAGAUUCUACAGAAGAAAGAUGCUGAUGUGUCCCGGCAGACCGCCCCAGCCGGUGCCUGCCUCUUCUUACGGGUGGCAAAUACCGAGCGGCUGUUACCUGAGAUACACUCGAAUCUUCUCCGGCGCUUAUCAGCGAUACCCGGAGCGAAACCGGCAGAACGGUUAUCAGGACUCAACUAGGACCCCUUACCGCGGCGAGGCGCCGCCGAUCCAAGAGACUCGCCCGGAAAUCGGCAGGGCGACCUACGACGUGGACGAUCAUCGACACUCGGGGCGACAACAAUAUCAGCCCCGGCAGGAGCAGCAGCUGUUGCACAGGCAAUAUCGGCAACGCGCUAUGAGGACCGAUCACGUAGUUUCGCCACCACCGACUCAUUACGGCGCAGGCCGCGUCGAGACUAGAAUAUUGCCGCGGCAUGAAUGUUGCACGUAAGGGCCCGUCUGGCGGACGCCGCCGCCGUGAACGACGUGUAAUAAGCGAACGUAAGUUAACCCGGCGGGUGGGAGGAAAAGCUGUCGCGUAAAUCCCGGCUAAAACCGCGGGAACACCUGCGCGUGCGAGCCCCGGCUCGAGCGUCCUUGUUCUUCGAUGGAGAUUGAUUACGAUAAUUGACUUCGCGGGUCGCGUGCCUUUCGCAACUGGAGAGAGAGAGAGAGAGAGAGAGACAGCGACACGUAACGAGGCGCGUUUCAGGCGGAACUUUUCGAUGCGGAACGCGCUCAUUUCGCAAGUAACUUUUGACAAUAUUCCCGCUCGUCACUCGGCAUUUUUUUACGCGAUACGCCCGAGAGAAAUCCUGCGAAAAUUAUGAUCGUUCUCCGUCUCAACUGUAGCUUCUUUGAAAUCUGAGAAACGGUAACAGCACAAAAAGAUUUGAGAAAAAGAUUUCUUUACGAAAAACGAUCCUCUACUACUAAAAUCCUUCCAUUUAUAAGUGAUUAUAAUUACAAGUAGCGAGGAACCUAACUAGAAAUGUUUUUCUCUCAGUGUAUGUCGGACGUUGCUCGAAUGACUAAAAACGUCUCAGUCGACGCUUACGCAUUUGAAAUUCCCACGGUCGCGCGCACAGAGCAAUUAAUUUCUCGAAUUCGUUCUCGGAACACUUCAGAUCCGAGCAUUUGGUACUUUUUACUGGCGGAGAAUCAUCGUCUUGAUUAACGAUAUCGCGGCUGUUAUCGCGGCACGUCUAUGACGAGACAGAUUCUCACUUCGUAAAUAACUUUUGCCGAUAUUCAUUUAUUACACAGCACUUUUACGCAACAUACCGAGAGAAAUCCCACCAAAAUUGUAGUCAUUUUCCGCCUCGGCUGUAUCUUCCUCUGGAUUAUAAACCGGGAUUGGGAAGUAACGUGUUAUUUGUAACGUCGUUACCGUUAAAAGUCACUUUUUCUCAAUAACGAUUCGGUAAUGACGUUAUAUUUUUUCAUUAGUUACGACAACGCAGUUAUAUUUCUUCAGUAACGAAUAUAACCGUUACUUUUAUCAUUACUUUGCAAACAUGCAAUAUAUACAUGAAACGAACAAAUUCUAAAAGAAAGGUCCUCAAAACUCAGUGAAAAACGGCUCAUUACUUCUCGAAUAAUAAUAACGAUAACGAGUUACUUUUCAAAAGUAACUUUCCCAAUCCUGUUUUAACCCGAGAAACGAUGAUAGCAAAAUGCAUAUAAGAUUAUUAUCGCCGACAGCGCAGUAAGACACUUACCAGAAGAAACAGUGUUCUAUACUAAAAUUCUUUCACUUUUCACGCGAUUAUAUCUGCAAACGCCAAACCUAAUAAAAGUUUCCUCAGUGUAGACGUGAGACGUUACUCGAACGUGAAAAAGCGUCUCAGUCGCGGCUUUACGCGCUCGAAAUUCCCACGCUCGCGUGCUCAUUAAUUAAUUUCUCGAGUUCGUUCUCGGAGAACUUCAGAGAUCCGAGAGCGAGCUUUGUGCUUUUUCUUACUCGCGGGGACGACGAAUCAUCGCUUUAAUCGACGAUACCGUGGCUGUUGUUAUCCGCAUUCGUGACAAAUCGAGCCACGGUCGAGAUGCCUUUUACAGAUUAUAAGUAGAUAUAAAGCGAGAAGGAGAGAAAGGAGGAAGAGCCCGCGCGAACCGACGCGGCGGCACGCGCGAUCGUUACGAUGAAAUUGCCUCGGCCGCUUUGAUCGCUGACACAUGAUCGUAAAUCGACCGUUAUCGCUUCCGACCGGCAUUCCGAUCAUCGCGUCAUCACGAUUUCUGCCGCGACGGUUCGCACCGAGGUUCGUCCGAUGAUUUCUGUAAUAUACAUACGUACAUGUAUGUAUACACGUAUAUUUAAUACAUAAAUUUUAUACAUCUAUAUAAUAAUAAUAAUAAUAAUAAUAUCGUACGAUGAUAAUCGAUCGUUACCGUAACAAUGAUAUGCGAGUGUGUGACGUAGAGGAGUAUCAAUAAAUAGUAAAACGAAAAACCGCGUAAACCUACAUGUACCACCGCAAAUUGACGUUGGAUCGCACC